Stylophora pistillata is the source of this 1102-nucleotide messenger RNA. Its product is annotated as E3 ubiquitin-protein ligase RNF166. Gene Ontology annotation, molecular function: ubiquitin protein ligase activity. NCBI's taxonomy places the organism in Eukaryota, Metazoa, Cnidaria, Anthozoa, Scleractinia, Pocilloporidae. Gene Ontology annotation, biological process: protein polyubiquitination; ubiquitin-dependent protein catabolic process. The record is from RefSeq and is a predicted model, not a curated record.
UUAGAUCCUGUUUCUAAUUCUCUGCAAAGCGGAAACAGUUGGAUGAGUUUGCAGAAGAAAAUAUUACUGAUAACAACCAGAUUUUGAGUCUCUGAGAAGACAAUGGCUACUGGAGGAUAUUAUGAAAAACCACAGGAUACGGAAAAACUCUUACAGUGUCCUGUCUGUUUAGAAAUUUUCGAAAAUCCCAUCUCUAUUCCAUGCGGACACACUUUCUGCAAUGAUUGCUUGAGCUCUGUUGAAAAUCAUUCUGGAUCAUCUACAUGUCCUGUUUGUCGGGAUGAUUUCAACUUGAAUAUGAAAAGGAGAGCACGAGACAUUGAACGGCAGAUCCGUCACAGCAUGGGAACCUGUUCUGGUUGUAACAGACAGUUUCCUAUGUCUAGAUUGAGAGAGCACAGAUCAUCUUGUGAGACUGUUUCUCCUUUAUCUUUUUCUCCAGUUGCUCCUACCUCACAACCAAGGCCAGAGCUAAAAAAUCGAUCAACAUUCAGUUGUCCCUAUUGCCUACAAAGUAACUUGGACAGUAAAGGAAUGCUACAGCAUGUGAACAGUCGUCACAAGAAUGAGAGGCAAUCUGUGGUUUGUCCAAUCUGUGCCAGCAUGCCAUGGGGGAAUCCCAUUCAGAAGAGUGGUGAUUUCAUUCAACAUCUUAAUUUGCGACACAAGUUUGAAUAUGAUACAUAUGUGGAUUUUAACAAUGAUGAAGAUGCAAUUCUACAGCAAGUUCUGGCUCAAUCAGUUCAAGACAGAUGAUAACUUAAAUGAUGGUUUUCUUUUACAAGUUCUAACUUUCAAUGGUGCCCUCAUCACCCAAUAUUUUUUUCAAUCAAGGCAUUAAUAUGGACUCUCGGAGACCUACAGGACGGUGUACCUCACAAUAUUUUUAAAAUCUUAGAGUACCAUUUGAUUCAGAUUGUGCACUGUGAUCAUCCAGGUGAGUGUAACGAGUAGUCCUCAGAAGGACUAGAACUUCUGGGACAAGAAGGAAGAGUCAACUCUUAUGACAGCUCCUGUAAGGUUAUUAAAAUGUUAGUAGGGACCUUGAGUGGUCAGGACGGCAAUGCCAAGGAGGACAUUGAUUAAAAAAAAUGAAAUUCUA